This is a messenger RNA of Triticum aestivum (bread wheat), 768 nucleotides long. Its product is annotated as zinc finger protein ZAT18. The record is from RefSeq and is a predicted model, not a curated record. The coding region runs from base 141 to 644 and encodes 167 amino acids. Lineage: Eukaryota; Viridiplantae; Streptophyta; Magnoliopsida; Poales; Poaceae. The transcript has a single exon.
GUGCAGCCGUCUCCCCUGCCGAUCCAUCCAUUGUUCCUCCUACCGAGCUCUCAGCCUCUCACACAACUACAACAACGCAAAACAAAAGAGCAUCAAUCAAAAUCCAGCAGAUCAUCAAGAGGAGCAGCAAAUUCAGCUCCAUGGGAGCAGGGAUGAAGCACGCGAGGGAGGAGGAGCCGAUUGUUUCGCUGGCGCUGUCCCUCAGCACGGACUCCUCAGCGUCGACCACGACGUCGGACAGCUCGACCGGUGCGCCGGCGGCAAAGAAGAGGGUGCGACGGGGGAGGGUGGUGGUGACGUCGGGGCAAGGGGAGUUCGUGUGCAAGACAUGCGGCCGCGCCUUUGAGACGUUCCAGGCGCUGGGCGGCCACCGGACCAGCCACCUCCGCGGUCGCCACGGGCUGGAGCUCGGCGUCUGCGUCGCCAGGGCCAUCGGGGAGCGGCAAAGGCACGACGACAAGCAGCAACACGACUGCCACAUCUGCACACUGGGCUUCGAGACGGGCCAGGCGCUCGGCGGGCACAUGCGGCGGCACCGCGAGGAGAUGGCGCUCGACCGGUGGGUCGCGCUGUCGGAUCAGGAGGCGGGGCACCAGGCCGCCGCCGCCUACCGGCUGCCUGUCUUGCUCGAGUUGUUCGUUUAGCCUGUAGCUGGUUCUCUCGGUUUCUUCAUACCAGUACAAUCCAGGACUUGUAACCAUAACAUGUCUUUUGAAUCAGAUGGGUUACAAUAGAGUACGUUAUGCAGCUGGCUAGCAUUUCCCUUCA